This is a messenger RNA of Pungitius pungitius (ninespine stickleback), 3301 nucleotides long. RefSeq names its product Rho guanine nucleotide exchange factor (GEF) 3 (gene arhgef3). The coding region runs from base 456 to 2450 and encodes 664 amino acids. Gene Ontology annotation, molecular function: guanyl-nucleotide exchange factor activity. The transcript is spliced from 10 exons. NCBI's taxonomy places the organism in Eukaryota, Metazoa, Chordata, Actinopteri, Perciformes, Gasterosteidae. Gene Ontology annotation, biological process: positive regulation of Rho protein signal transduction; intracellular signal transduction. The record is from RefSeq and is a predicted model, not a curated record.
UGGGCAUGAAGGAACAUGUCACCUUGUCCAGCACUGAUGUGUUUUCAAUAGUUUCUGGAUAACAAAGGAGCUCUUUGGCACAGAGGAAGAAGCUGUUUGUUUGAUCUCCUCGGGGGAUUUGUUUAAAUGAAGUUAAAGAGAAUCUUACCCUUAACUUUAGAAAUGUGUCAGUAGGGAAGAGGGAGGAAAGGAAAGGAAAGGGAGGAAGUGAGUGUGUGAGAGAGGGAGGGAGGGCAUUCAUUUUCAGCAGGAGGGGCGUGAGUGAACAUCACUGGAACAUCUGUAGAGAAGUCAGACUACUGGACUUAUCGGACCCCGAAGCCGCCUCGCGUUGAUGCUCCUAGUGGACCUUCCACCAGAACCCGGCUCUCUCCUCCUGUUGCUGUCAGAUAGUUACCAGCCUUAGAAUCUGGGGGGGGGGUCCGGACCCUGAGCUGCGCUUUGCGGUGAGCGGUAUGGUGCUGGGGCAAAGGUCCCUCUUCCUGCUGGUGCACCAGUUUAAGUCUGGAUGCUCUGUGGAGGUCAUCAAGGGGAACAGCAGCAACAUGGGGAAACAGGUGGAGGAGCCCGGCACCAAGCGCAGCAAGCUGGUCUCCAGGGUGACGUCACUGGCCAACCUGCUGCCGCCCGUCAAGGCCGCGCCGCUGAAGAGGAUCGGCCAGACGCUGCAGCGCUCCAUCACUUUCCGUAAUGAGAGUCAGAUGGAGAGAGAGGCACCUUCUCCUCCUCCUCCUCCUGCCUCCUCCUCCUCCUCCUCUUCCUCAUCCACAAUAAAGAGACGUGUUAUCUCGGCGACUCUCUCCAACCCCUCCUCCUCCUCAAUGAACGCGGCGCGGGUUGCCACGGCAACGGCCCCGGCCUCCAAGCGCCGGGACAGCAAGCUCUGGAGCGAGACGUUCGACGUCCGACUGGGAGCGACUCAGCCUCUGAGCCCCAAAGAGAUAAAACGACAAGAGGCUAUAUUUGAGUUGGCUCAGGGCGAGCAGGACCUGGUGGAGGAUCUCAAGUUGGCUAAAAAGGCCUACCAUGACCCGAUGCUGAAGCUGUCAAUCAUGACGGAGCAUGAGCUGAACCAGAUCUUUGGUACCCUGGACUCGCUGAUACCCCUGCAUGAAGAACUGCUGAGUCGCCUGCGGGACGCCAGGAAGCCCGACGGCUCCACGGAACACGUGGGACGCAUCCUGACCGGCUGGCUCCCCGGUCUCUCCCGCUACACCUCGUACUGCAGCAACCAGGUGAAGGCCAAGGCCCUGCUGGACCAGAAGAAGCAGGAUCGGCGGGUGCAGGACUUCCUGCAGCGCUGCCUCCAGUCGCCCUUCAGCAGGAAGUUGGACCUGUGGAACUUCUUGGACAUCCCCCGCAGCCGGCUGGUGAAAUACCCGCUGCUGCUGCGGGAGAUCCUGAAGCACACGGCCAACGAGCACCCGGACCGCCAGCACCUCGACGAGGCGAUGUUGAUGGUUCAGAGCGUGGUGGCGGACAUCAACAGGCGGACGGGAGAGUCCGAGUGUCAGUACUACAAAGACCGCCUGCUGUACUCGGGGGAUGGACAGAGGGACGAGCUCAUCGCCCGGUCCAGGACCCUCACCUGCCACGGAGAACUGAAGAACAACAGAGGCCUCAAGCUGCACGUCUUCCUCUUCCAGGACGUCCUCGUCAUCACCAGGUCCGCAUCGCUGAACGACCAGCCGGCCGGCUACCAGCUGUGCCGCCUGCCGAUCCCCAUCCGGCAGCUGGACCUGGAGGACCUGUUGGACGGAGAGAUGAGAGUGGGGGGGUCCAUCCGAGGAGCCUUCAGCAACAACGAGCGCACGAAGAACUUUUUCCGUGUUUCGGACCGGACGGGCGGCCCCCUGCAGAGCCACUGCUUCCAGGCCAGCGACGCCUUCAACAAGCAGCAGUGGAUCAACUGCAUCAGACAGGCCAAGGAGGCCGCGGCGCUGACCGGGGACCAGCCUCCGCCGACGGGAGCCUGUCCGGAGACGGGCCCGGCAGGACGGAUCGGGCCGCUCGGCGAGACGGGCCGGAGCUCGUGCGGCGAUCUGGGGCUCGAGGGCGAAAAGGGGACGCGGGGGGGGACGGAAACGGGCCCAGGUCCUCAAGGAGAGGCCGGAGACGGGGGCCUCGGCUCGGGGGGAGACGCCGGAGGGAGCUUGGCGUGUGCGGGUGUGGGGACGGAGGCUGAGACGAGGCCGGCGCUCCGUGAGACGGGUGGGACGGAGACGGGUUGGAUGGAGACGGGUGGGACGGAGACGGGGCGGGACGGGGAGCGAGCAGCCGGCGAGACGGACGGAGGGGGGGGGGCUCUCGGCGGAGCUGCCCACGGCGAUCCCGCCUCCCCUCUCUCCUCCGCCUCCCCCUGCCCAGAGGAGCCUGAGGGGGAGCCGACGGAGGAGGGGCGGAGCGGCGCCGACGAGGUUGUCAUGGAUACCAUGGAUGCCAGGUGCUGAUGCAACUCGGGGACUCGAUGACGACGUCAACAAGCACAUUAUUCUAAACCCAAUCGACCCAAUGACUCAGGUUCCAAUAACGCAGAGGCUCCCGCGUUGCUGUAGUUACGUUGUUAUGUGCGAUCCGCUGGUCACGUGGUCACUGACAUCACCUCACAGCCCAACUUGGUUCCUCUGGAUUUGACCUGGUUUGAGCCCCGUGUUCAUUGAUUUAUCAUCACUAUCAUUUAUUCAUUUAGCUCACGUGUCUUUGUGUGCCAUUUGAGGGGGUCUUCAUUAUUUAGGUGCAGUCAAAGGAUUCUUUGCUCUCCAGCGAUUGUCUUAACUUGUUCUGCCUCUGGAAGAUCUUCAAGUUAUUUCGAACAACUUUAAAUAAUGUCUUAAAAUGUGUUGCUGUGUCAGAAAGCACUGGAGUAAACUGAGCUGUCCUGAUGGAUUCUCAACAAACGUCUACGUUCACAAGGAUUCAUACAACCAGCAAAUGUGAAUGUCUCCCAAACAUCUCCUAUUUAGAAACCUUCAUAGUUUGGCAUGGCUGAAACUUAGCAUUCCAAAUGCAACAAACGCAUAUUUGAGGAAUUCUCUGUUGCAACUUGUAGUCGUUACUCUGAAGCUGCUUCAGUGUUUAGUCUGAGGAGGGGGAGGAGGAGCCUGUGGGGUAUGUACUGUAUGUAAAGAAUGUAUAUUAACUUUAUUUGUAUAUAAAUGUAGGAACAAAGCCAUGCAUGUCUGUUUGUUAAACAUGUGCUUGCACAUUACACAUGAAAUAUGACAAUAUUGGUUAGAUAUUAGGAAAUGACCAUGGUCAAGUGUUUUUAUUUUCACAACCAAAACAUCAAUAAAUUGUUACA